Molecule: messenger RNA, 3612 nt
Organism: Neltuma alba
Lineage: Eukaryota; Viridiplantae; Streptophyta; Magnoliopsida; Fabales; Fabaceae
Product: pentatricopeptide repeat-containing protein At3g26540-like
Exons: 2
Coding region: 394-2478 (694 amino acids)
Molecular function (GO): protein binding
Source: RefSeq, a predicted model, not a curated record
CAAAUUAUCAAACAAUGUUUUUUUUAAAUAAAAAAUUAUUUUGAAAAAAGAAAUAAAAAAACCCUUAAUCAUUACGAAAAAUGUUUUGGAUACAAGACAGCAGGAGAUAACUUGGGAAGAAAGCGUCAGGAUUUGAUGUAGAGUAGGACGAUGCAAAGCUUCGGGUUUUUGGGGCCCGAGAAAUACUCAGUUAGAGGAACUAGUGUUAUGGCAUUUUCGUUGAGAGUUUCUUCUGUUUAGUUGCGAUCGUGUGUUGAGGAAGUUGGAACCACAGAGAGAAUACGAUGGAAGCUGUUCAAGCCCCAUAGAGUAACAUGCCAUGGGAAAUUGGAUUUUUACAUUUAAAGUUCUGAGUCUUGCAAAUUUGAGUAUCAAGCCAUCGCUGUCUGUUGCAUGGGUGAGACUUUUGCCUCUGUACUCAGCCAAUUCCUUCACAACAGAAACCUCAAGGCCCAAGCUGAACCCCCAAGUGUUCGAAAAGCAAUCAACUCAAUCGUCACUUACCUCAAAGCGGGUCGCCUCCGAAAAGCCGUGUCCGUACUUUUCGCUUUCCCUGAACAAUUCCCGUAUUGCCUGUAUGCUCAUCUGUUCCAGAUAUGUUCCUAUCAUCGAGCCAUUGUUGAGGCCCGGAAGGUCGAGUCUCAUUUGGUCACCUUCUCUCCUACCCCACCGGUUUUUCUUCUUAACCGGGCAAUAGAAACGUACGGUAAAUGCGGUUCUUUGAAUGAUGCCAGGGAGCUGUUUGAGGAAAUGCCACAAAGAGAUGGAGGGUCUUGGAAUGCAAUGAUCACGGCCUAUGCGCAAGGGGGUUACCCAGAUGAGGCAUUGUCAUUAUUCCAAUGCAUGAAUAAGUUGGGAAUUUAUGCAAAUAAAAUCACAUUUGCUAGCAUUCUUGGCUCUUGUGCUGCGGUAUCUGAGCUUCAUCUUGCACGGCAAAUUCACGGGCUCAUAACAAAAUAUGGUUGUGAUCGCAAUGUAAUUCUAGGGAGUUCUCUUGUUGAUGUUUAUGCCAAGUGUCAGGUUAUGUGUGAUGCCCGUAGAAUGUUUAAUGAGAUCCAAUAUCCUAAUGCCAUCACCUGGAAUGUGAUUGUGAGACGGUAUCUGGAUAAUGGUGAUGGUCAGGAAGCCAUUGUCAUGUUUUCACGGAUGCUCUCCACCGAAAUCAAGCCAUUCAACUUUACACUCUCAAAUGCUCUUGUCGCUUGUUCGAGCAUAUCUGCACUAAAGGAGGGGAUGCAAAUACAUGGAGUUAUUACUAAACUGGGUUUUCAAGAGGAUGAUAUUGUUUCAAGCUCUCUUAUUAACAUGUAUGUGAAGUGUGGUGAACUAGAUGAUGGUUCUAGGAUUUUUGAUCAGCUUGGCUCAAAGGAUUUGGUCACUUGGACUUCAAUUGUAUCAGGGUAUGCGAUGAGUGGAAAAACACAAGAGGCAAGGAAAUUUUUUAAUGAGAUGCCUGAACGUAACGUGAUCUCAUGGAAUUCCAUGCUUGCAGGAUAUACCCGUUACUCUGAAUGGUCAGAGGCAUUGGAUUUUGUGUAUUUGAUGCUUAAUGAAACUAACGCAUUGGAUCAUGUCACUCUUAGCUUGAUGUUAAACUUGUCUGCUGGACUUUCAAAUCAUGAAAUGGGGAAGCAAAUUCAUGGUUAUAUCUAUCGACGUGGAUUCCAAACCAACCUUAUGGUCAGCAAUGCCCUUCUUGACAUGUAUGGUAAAUGUGGGAUGUUGAAUUGUGCCAGAGUUUGGUUUAGUCAAAUGAGUUACGGGCGUGACAUGGUUUCUUGGAAUGCUUUGUUGACUAGCUAUGCUCAGCAUCAAUUAGGUGAGCAAGCCUUAACAAUAUUUUUAGAGAUGCAGUGGGAGAUAAAACCAACUAAAUAUAUGAUUGCAACCCUUUUGACGGCUUGUGCAGAUGCCUCUGCAAUUCACUAUGGCAAACAAAUUCAUGGAUAUAUAAUUAGACAUAAAAUUGAGAUGGAUACUAUUAUUGUAACUGCUUUGAUAUGCAUGUAUUCUAGAUCUCGUUCUCUUGAGAAUGCUUUUGAGGUUUUUAAAGGAGCAGAUUCUAGGGAUGUGUUCCUUUGGAAUCACAUAAUAUUUGGGUGCUCGUACAAUCAUAGGGGUCAAGAAGCCCUUGAAUUGUUUAGGAUAAUGGUGGAGGAAGGCACCCAACCAGACCAUGUGACCAUUCAGGGUAUCCUGUUUGCUUGUAUAGAAGAAGGCCUUGUUGAGUUUGGUACCCAAUGCUUCAGGUCAAUGAGCAAUGAAUUCAGUAUCUUGCCUCGGUUGGAGCACUAUAACUGCAUGAUUGAACUUUACAGCCGACAUGGAUACAUGGAUGAACUUGAGAACUUUUUGAAGACAAUGCCUAUUGAGCCUUCAAUUCCAAUGUUAACCAUAGCCCGUGAUGCUUGUAAGAAGCAUGGGUACUCAAGGCUGGAAGAGUGGAUUAUGGAUCAAAUUGCGAAUUUUGAACACUAAUUCUAUCUCAAUUUGCUGCAUGUAUCAAAGGAGGCAGUUAGCUCCGUAUUUCAGCUUUGGAGUAUGCCAUGCUGUGACAAGUUACAGAAUUGUAGACCUUCCAUUGCUAUAGUAAAUGGUCAAGGCCUGUUAGUCAUGAUGCUCAUUAAGUUUAUGCCCUGAUGCAGUAAUGCAUGAUGAAUUGAUCACGUGCUUGCAAUUUGCAAGAAAAUGUCCCAUUUUUUCCUUCUGAAAGAAGGGGGAUUAAAGGAAAAGAGGAGCACCAUUAUUUCAUAAGAACUGAGGUCUCCUUAUUUGACAAAGAAGAUUACAAAGAAGUCAUACCGACUACACAACCCUUUCAGCUUAAAAGGUGUCACAGCAUGCCUCUGCGAUGCACUUUAUGGAACUAAUAGUAUUGUCAGGAUCAGUGGUAACAUACACUCUGCUGUCCUCUAAUUUUGGAUAACGUGUCUUUGUGCCAUGGAUUAAAAUUUAGCCAGUUAACUGGUCCUAACUACUUACAUGUUGAAUGAGAUAAAAAUAAAUUGGGAUGAUUUGCAAAAGUAUGCGUCCGAAGUCAGGAAAUCUAAAUGGAAAUUGAGUUGGUUAAUUGGUCCUAACUCCUCAUAUCUUAGUGUUGCUCCAUUUGCGAGACAAUAAGUGUCAUGGAUCACAUCUGGAUGAUUGGUGUAUCAGGAGAACAGCACUGAACAAAGCCGUUGAAAUGGUUCUGAAAAUCGGAUUCAGUGUAAUGAGUCAUGUUGCACCUUAAUUACUCUUUAACCUCUCUGUUUCCUGGUGCCUUCCAUGAAAAGGUAUGGCUGUAGAACUGAAUGGCGUCCUGAUUAGCCAUGCUUUGAUGACAGUAGGUUAAAGCCUAUGAUACACUCCCUCCAGAACUGAAGAAUUGCCCCAAGUUAUGGCUGAAAGUUGACAAUUUUAUUCAGGUACUCUAUGGCUAUAUAUAGCUAAAGGAAGCCAUCUGGAACAUAUCUUAUGGAGGCAUGCUCAUCUAGGACGCUAUUUUACAUGUAACCAUUCUCCUUUUAUAAUUGUUCUCUCUUCUUAUUAGCGCAAUUUUCAAAUUUUUAUCCUCACAAACCCCCAAUGUUUAGUUCACAUACUGCAAGAAUGUUUUUCUUCAAUUUCCUA